Molecule: messenger RNA, 8300 nt
Organism: Phaedon cochleariae (mustard beetle)
Lineage: Eukaryota; Metazoa; Arthropoda; Insecta; Coleoptera; Chrysomelidae
Source: the annotation of a GenBank genome assembly
GGCGUUCAGUGAUUCAAUCGGAGAUAGCGGUCACCCAAGUCAAAAAUCGCCAACAAAAAAAUGUCUCCACUACUCCUAGUGGGGAUACUGAUAUCGGCUGCCUUAGCAGACGUGUCGCACGUCUUACAGGGCGGCCGAAAUCUCCCGACCGACCCCAAUGAGGUCAACGCCCUCGCUCACAGCGCCUCGGAGGGCGGCAACCCCCAGAACUUCUGGUGGAUGGCCACGAACAGCCCUCUGAAGGAAGCUUACGAGUACUACAAGAAGUGCUCGUCGACAGGAAACUGUUUGCCACCUGCAAGCCUGCUGCCUGACGGCGAUACCAAAGGGGGCAACUUGAAAUUCGACUUGAAAAAGAACCCCUUCUUGAACGGGGUCUACGAGGCUGGCGGUUCUUCUUCUUCUGCCUCAUCGUUUUCCUCUUCUUUCGCCAGCGCGGGAGUACCGGCUGCCCAAACCAGGAACAGCAUCGAUGUCAGCAACAAUCCUUUCUUGAACGGCCAAUUCCUCACUGCAGGAAAUGGUGACAAAGUCAGCGACGAAAACGGUUUCCUGGGAGUCCAGCCCAGAAAACCCGGAUUCGCCACGACUCACCCGCUAGCUAACAAAAAACCAUUCGCCACCACGAAACCCGAGAACCAAGCGGGUUCCGCAUUCAACCAAGCUGGUUCUGCAUUCAACCAAGCUGGUUCCGCUUUCGACCAAGCUGGUUCUGUUUUCAACCAAGCCGGAGCCAAACAAGAAGCAGCCUGCAGAGGACCGGAGCAAAUCUGCGUCAGCAAACACCUCUGCAACAACGGAGUCGUCAACGAUAAUGGGAGUGGAUUGUUGCAAUCGAGAGUCGAUGUUGACUUCUGCGACAGAGACACUCAGAUCUGUUGCCGAGUGAGUCGAUCUGCAGGUACCUCUAGUGACUUCAUCCUUCCCAACGCACCCAAAAAAUCCUCAUUCCCUACAAGCAUCAACGAUUUGCUAGACAGCGACGAAAAGGGCUCAUCUUCAUCUAGCAACGGCCUUUUCCAUUUCAACGGUGGCCGAGGUUCCUCUCCAGGUCAGAUACAGGUCAUCCAUGCGGGGGAAAGUGGCGCAACGAAGACCGCCAAGCCUACCAGAGAUACCACGCCGAGUGCCAAUUCAGUAUUUUCCGCCACUCCCGAUUACAGCAACGUUCAAUUUGACAGCGAUGUCAGAUUUGCUUCGACAAUCAGAGGGCCAGCUUACCUACCACCUUUCCCUGAUACCACAACACCAUCCAUAUCAACUUACGAGCCACCAACACCAAGACCUUGUCCAUACGGAACCGAGAGACAACCCAAUGGUUCCUGUUUGCAGACAACCACACCACCUCCAUCAUGUCCAUUUGGAACCAUCAGAAGACCUGAUGGUACCUGUGAAAGACCCACUACACCAGCCCCUUCAUGUCCCUAUGGAACCAUAAGACAACCUAGUGGUACUUGCGAAAGACCUGCUCCAUCCUGUCCAUUCGGAACCAUCAGAAGACCUGAUGGUACCUGUGAAAGGCCAACGACUCCUGCACCGUCUUGUCCUUAUGGAACUCUAAGACAACCAGAUGGUAGCUGUAGAAGGCCACCCACGCCAGAACCUUGUCCAUUCGGAACAAUCAGAAGACCCGAUGGUACCUGCGAAAGACCGACAACGCCAGAACCGUCAUGUCCAUUCGGAACCAUCAGAAAACCUGAUGGUAGCUGUGAGAGGCCCACUACACCAGCCCCAUCGUGUCCAUUCGGGACCAUCAGACGACCUGAUGGUUCAUGCGAAAGACCAACGACACCUGCUCCAUCAUGUCCUUUUGGAACCAUCAGUAGACCUGAUGGUACCUGUGAAAGGCCGACAACACCAGAACCAUCAUGUCCAUUUGGAACAAUCAGACGACCCGAUGGUACCUGUGAGAGGCCUACUACACCAGCUCCAUCAUGUCCCUAUGGAACCAUCAGACGCCCUGAUGGUUCAUGCGAGAGACCAACGACACCUGCUCCAUCAUGUCCUUUUGGAACCAUCAGAAGACCUGAUGGAACCUGUGAAAGACCAACCACUCCAGAACCAACAUGUCCCUAUGGAACCAUCAGACGCCCUGAUGGUUCUUGCGAAAGACCAACGACACCUGCUCCAUCAUGUCCUUUCGGAACUAUCAGAAGACCUGAUGGUACCUGUGAAAGACCAACAACACCUGAACCGUCAUGUCCUUUCGGAACAAUCAAAAGACCAGAUGGCACCUGUGAAAGACCCACCACUCCAGAACCAACAUGCCCCUAUGGAACCAUCAGACGUCCUGAUGGAUCAUGCGAAAAACCGACGACACCUGCUCCAUCAUGUCCUCUUGGAACCAUCAGAAGACCUGAUGGUACCUGUGAAAGGCCAACCACUCCAGAACCAACAUGUCCCUAUGGCACCAUCAGACGCCCUGAUGGUUCUUGCGAAAGACCAACGACACCUGCUCCAUCAUGUCCGUUUGGAACCAUCAGGAAACCUGAUGGUACCUGUGAAAGACCAACAACUCCUGCACCGUCUUGUCCUUAUGGAACUUUAAGACAACCAGAUGGUAGCUGUAGAAGGCCACCCGCACCGGAACCUUGUCCAUUCGGAACGAUCAGAAAAUCCGAUGGUACCUGUGAAAGACCGACAACACCAGAACCGUCAUGUCCAUUUGGAACGAUCAGAAAACCAGAUGGUACCUGUGAGAGGCCCACCACACCAGCCCCAUCAUGUCCCUAUGGAACCAUCAGACGCCCGGAUGGUUCUUGCGAAAGACCAACGACGCCUGCCCCAUCCUGUCCAUUUGGAACCAUCAGAAGACCAGAUGGUACUUGUGAAAGACCUACAACACCAGAACCGUCAUGUCCAUUCGGAACUAUCAGAAGACCAGAUGGAAGCUGUGAAAGACCCACUACACCAGCCCCUUCAUGUCCUUAUGGGUCAAUCAGACGCCCUGACGGUUCUUGCGAAAGGCCAACAACACCAACCCCAUCAUGCCCAUUCGGGACUAUAAGAAGACCAGAUGGUACCUGUGAAAGACCAACAACACCAGCCCCUUCAUGUCCAUUUGGUACUAUCAGACGUCCAGAUGGUACAUGCGAAAAACCAACCACACCUGCUCCAUCAUGUCCAUUUGGAACCAUCCGUGGACCUGAUGGUACUUGCGAGAGAACAACGACACCUGCACCAUAUUGUCCAUCAGGAGAAAUCAGACAACCUGAUGGUUCUUGUGGAAGACCAACUCCACAAUGUCCAUUUGGAACCAUCAGAAGACCUGAUGGAACUUGCGAAAGGCCAACAACACCAGCUCCAUCUUGUCCAUUCGGAACCAUCAGGAGACCAGAUGGAACUUGUGAGAGACCCACAACACCUGCUCCAACAUGUCCAUUCGGAACCAUCAGAAGACCUGAUGGUACCUGCGAAAGGCCAACGACUCCUGCACCGUCUUGUCCUUAUGGAACUCUGAGACAACCAGAUGGUAGCUGUAGAAGGCCACCCACGCCAGAACCUUGUCCAUUCGGAACAAUCAGAAGACCCGAUGGUACCUGCGAAAGACCGACAACGCCAGAACCGUCAUGUCCAUUCGGAACCAUCAGAAGACCUGAUGGUAGCUGUGAGAGGCCCACUACACCAGCCCCAUCGUGUCCAUUCGGGACCAUCAGACGACCUGAUGGUACCUGUGAAAGGCCGACAACACCAGAACCAUCAUGUCCAUUUGGAACAAUCAGACGACCCGAUGGUACCUGUGAGAGGCCCACCACCCCAGCCCCAUCAUGUCCCUAUGGAACGAUCAGACGCCCUGAUGGUUCUUGUGAAAGACCAACGACACCUGCUCCAUCAUGUCCAUUUGGAACUAUCCGAAGACCAGAUGGUACUUGUGAAAGGCCCACGACACCAGCUCCACAAUGUCCAUUUGGAACCAUCCGAAGGCCUGAUGGUACUUGCGAAAGGCCAACCACACCGGCUCCAUCUUGUCCAUUCGGGACCAUCAGACGUCCUGAUGGUACUUGCGAGAGAGCAACUACACCUGCUCCUUACUGUCCCUCAGGAGAAAUAAGACAACCUGAUGGCACUUGUGGGAGACCAACCCCACAAUGUCCAUUUGGAACCAUUCGAAGGCCUGAUGGUACUUGCGAAAGACCAACCACACCAGCCCCAUCAUGUCCCUAUGGAACCAUCCAACGGCCUGAUGGUUCUUGUGAAAGACCAACAACACCUGCUCCAUCAUGUCCAUUUGGAACCAUCAGGAGGCCAGAUGGUACCUGUGAAAGACCAACAACACCAGAACCAUCAUGUCCAUUCGGAACCAUCCGAAGACCUGAUGGUACUUGUGAAAGGGCAACGACACCAGCUCCACAAUGUCCAUUUGGAACCAUCCGAAGGCCUGAUGGUACUUGUGAAAGACCAACCACACCGGCCCCAUCAUGUCCAUUCGGAACCAUUAGAGGUCCUGAUGGUAGUUGCGAGAGAGCAACUACACCCGCUCCAUACUGUCCAUCAGGAGAAAUAAAACAACCCGAUGGUACUUGUAAAAGACCAACUCCUCAAUGUCCAUUCGGAACCAUCAGACGUCCAGAUGGUACAUGCGAAAGGCCAACCACACCUGCUCCAUCAUGUCCGUUUGGAACCAUAAGAAAACCCGAUGGUACCUGUGAAAGGCCAACAACACCUAAACCUUCAUGUCCAUUUGGAACUAUCAGGCGUCCAGAUGGUACUUGCGAAAGACCAACCACACCUGCUCCAUCAUGUCCGUUUGGAACCAUAAGGAAACCCGAUGGUACCUGUGAAAGGCCAACAACACCAGAACCUUCAUGUCCCUUUGGAACUAUCAGACGUCCAGAUGGUACCUGCGAAAGACCAACUACACCGGCUCCUUCAUGCCCAUUUGGAACAAUCAAGAGGCCCGAUGGUACUUGCGAGAGACCAACAACACCUGCUCCAUAUUGUCCAUCAGGAGAAUUGAGACAACCUGAUGGUACUUGUCGAAGACCAACUCCACAAUGUCCAUCUGGAACCAUCAGACGCCCUGAUGGAACAUGCGAAAGACCGACCACACCUGCUCCAUCAUGUCCAUUCGGAACGAUCAGAAGACCCGAUGGUACCUGUGAAAGACCAACGACACCAGAACCAUCAUGUCCAUUCGGGACAAUCAGAAGACCAGAUGGAUCUUGUGAAAGGCCAACAACUCCAGCACCAUCAUGUCCAUUUGGCACCAUAAGAAGACCCGAUGGUACCUGUGAAAGGCCAACAACACCAGAACCUUCAUGUCCAUUUGGAACAAUCAGACGCCCUGAUGGAACAUGCGAAAGACCGACCACACCUGCUCCAUCAUGUCCAUUCGGAACGAUCAGAAGACCCGAUGGUACCUGUGAAAGACCAACGACACCAGAACCUUCAUGUCCAUUCGGAACCAUCAGAAGACCAGAUGGUACUUGUGAAAGACCAACAACACCAGCACCAUCAUGUCCAUUCGGGACUAUAAGAAGACCAGAUGGUACCUGUGAAAGGCCAACAACACCAGAACCAACAUGUCCAUUCGGAACUAUCAGAAGACCAGAUGGUACUUGCGAGAGACCAACAACACCAACACCAUCAUGCCCAUUCGGAACCAUAAGAAGACCAGAUGGUACCUGUGAAAGGCCAACAACACCAGAACCUUCAUGUCCAUUCGGAACCAUCAGGAGACCAGAUGGUACUUGUGAAAGACCAACAACACCAGCACCAUCAUGCCCAUUCGGGACUAUAAGAAGACCAGAUGGCACCUGUGAAAGGCCAACAACUCCUACACCGUCUUGUCCUUAUGGAACUCUAAGACAACCAGAUGGUAGCUGUAGAAGGCCACCCACACCGGAACCUUGUCCAUUCGGAACCAUCAAAAGACCCGAUGGCAGUUGUCAGAGACCUACUACACCAGAACCAAGUUGUCCACCUGGAACCAUCAGAAGGCCAGAUGGUACUUGCGAAAGGCCAACCACACCAGAACCGGCAUGUCCAUUCGGAUACAUCAGAAGACCAGAUGGUAGUUGUCAAAGGCCUACCACACCAGAACCAAGUUGUCCACGUGGAACCAUCAGAAGGCCAGAUGGUACUUGCGAAAGGCCAACCACACCAGAACCGGCAUGUCCAUUCGGGUACAUCAGAAGACCAGAUGGCAGUUGUCAAAGACCUACCACACCAGAACCAAGUUGUCCACGAGGAACCAUCAGAAGACCAGAUGGUACCUGCGAGAGACCAACGACACCUCAACCAAGUUGUCCACGAGGAACCAUCAGAAGGCCGGAUGGUACCUGCGAAAGACCAACAACACCCCAACCAAGUUGUCCACGAGGAACCAUCAGAAGGCCGGAUGGUACCUGCGAGAGACCAACUUCGCCAGCUCCAUAUUGUCCAUCAGGAACAGUCAAGAGGCCUGAUGGUACUUGUGGAAGACCAACUACCCCUCGACCAUCGUGUCCUACUGGUUAUCACCUGACUCCCUCAGGGCAAUGCAAAGCAGAUAGGGAAUACCUUCCACCUACUACUCAGCCUACGAACACUGAUGAUGGGUACCACUACGACAGACCUACGCCCACAUUCGGCUACCCUUCCUCUACUCUGAUUCCUGACCAGAACAACAUCAACAACCAGUACGUACCUGCUCCAACCACAGAACACCAAGGCAUGGGUUCCAACAUCGACAGCGACUUCCGCCUGCCCGACAGACCCACCGAAGGUCCAGACAACAAGGGCGAACCCGCCAACACCAACAACAUAUUCGUGCCGCCCACCACCAUCAGGCCACGCCCCACCAGGCCACGCCCCACUCAAGGGGGCGGACAUAACGUGGCCACGCCCUCCGGCUGCGCUGCUGCGCUAAAAUGCGUUCAGGAGAUCUACUGCACAGUGGAGGGUUUCGUGUCGCCAGUUCCUGUGGUGCUCAGCAAAGAACAGGAGCUGCUCAGAGCACCAACAACUGAAUGCAGAGACAUUGAAUCUGGCACUAUGGGCAAAUGUUGCCGUGAUCCCUACUACGAGGAUCCAUGGCCAUCUGCGAAUUUGGUGGAUGGAGUAGACGACGGACAAUACAAAGAGGACAACUUCUAUGGGCAACAAGAAUUACUCACCAACAGGCUCACGAGGAACUCGAACAGAACCAGGAAUGCGGGAUACUCGGGAAACGAAAUAGCAGCCUCUGAGCUCGUCGCGACUCGUUCAGGAUCUUAUGGAGAAAGAAAUCAGGAUUCUACAUUAUCGGCAGGGAGCUCAAUCGAUGCCGAAUUUGCAGAAUAUCCAUGGCAAGCUAUGAUUCUCAGAGAUUCCAACCGCAGCUUGCUAUGUGGGGGUGCCAUCAUAAGGAAAAACGCAGUACUAACAGCUGCUCAUUGUGUAGAAGGGUUGGCGACGACCGACUUGUUGGUCAAAGGAGGUGAAUGGAAGCUAGGAAUAGACGACGAACCACUGCCCUUCCAAAUCAUCAAGGUGUUAGCCGUCAUCAGACAUCCGGAGUACCAAGCUGGGUCAUACCAGAACGAUUUGGUCGUUCUGGUACUGGAAGAGGAGUUCAGGUUGACCAAGAACGUCGGUACCAUUGCCUUACCCAGUCCUAACCAGGUGCCAACGACGAAUUGCAAGGUUACCGGAUGGGGUAAAAGGAUUCUGCAAUUGCAUGCUAAAGGAGCCAUAAUGCACCACAUUGAUGUUAACAUCAUGGAUAACCAACAAUGCCAACAGACGAUCGCCGAUAAGUACAAAGACUCACUACCGAACUACAGCCCUAACACUCUGUGUGGAUUCUCUGACAUUGACCAAUGCAAGGUUGAUUAUGGCAGUGCCUUGGCAUGUGCCAAUGACCAAGGGAUCUACACCCUCUCUGGAAUCUACUCCUGGGACACGGGAUGCAAGCAAAAGGGCCAAAUCGGAGGUUAUGUAGCUCCAGACGUGGAAUGGAUAGAGGGAUGUCUGAAGAAGUCCAAGAAGGAAUUGAGAAGAUUAGAUCGACAGUAUUCGCUCGAAAAAAGGAAUUGAUGAUUAGUACGAAUACUUUGAAUGUUGAAAUAAAUGAACGGCCUGUAUAAAUUUAAUGAUAUUCUAUUGUACAUACUUAAGUUAAAACAAAUGAUUGUGAUAGAAGCAAUACACUCACUUAAUAUAUUGUAGAGUUACUAAGAAUGUCAGGUUUUUCUUGUAUAUUUUUCGUACGUACGUUUUAAAAAAGAAACUGCCAUAUUUCCUUUAUACAUAAUUGUCUGUAAUGAUAAGAAGUAUUAAUACUCAUUUUUACAUGUUGGAUAUCCUACUAUGAAAUAAUAAAAAAUUGGUACCUAUAA